Molecule: messenger RNA, 3001 nt
Organism: Oryzias latipes (Japanese medaka)
Lineage: Eukaryota; Metazoa; Chordata; Actinopteri; Beloniformes; Adrianichthyidae
Gene: ark2cb
Product: arkadia (RNF111) C-terminal like ring finger ubiquitin ligase 2Cb
Cellular component (GO): nucleus
Molecular function (GO): zinc ion binding; ubiquitin protein ligase activity
Source: RefSeq, a predicted model, not a curated record
UCAAACCGCAUGGUGCAGAAAUGCAACAUCGCCCUCUUUUGUUUCGGACAACAAAUGACAUGUCUGCCUCUGUCAGCGACAAGCAGGCGAUGCAGACGGUCGUUGGGUUUGCCUGUAGUAUCAGCCAGCCACCAACAACCAGCCGCCUGAAUGUAGAUCCGCAUGGGCUUUUACUUCUUCAUCUUUUUUAAAUAACCCGGCGGAAAAUUAAAGUAAGGAUCCAAGGAUGGUGUUAGUGCAUGUCGGAUACCUGGUUCUCCCCGUAUUCGGCUCAGUAAGAAAUAGAGUAUGGAGGCUGGCUCUACAUUCUGCAUUUAUCAGAUCUUUGUCGUCCCCCCAUUGUGUAGCUAAUGAUCAUCUGCUGCUGUGUGGUGUGGCGUGGCCUCUGCCUGUUCUCUGCAUUUAGCUGUAUUGUGAAUCCCUUCUUCAUUUCCUCUUUCCAUCAGAAGACGACAUUGGUAUUAAAAAGCACCCCUUCCCAAGAUGUAUUCAGCCAUAAUAUUUCAUGUUAAGCAGACUAAACUAUAGCUAACAACUAGAACACAGCACUUUUUGUUGUCUUUUUUUCUGUCAAAUUGCUGUAGCACUAAGUAAACAUUUUAGCUCCUUUCUAGGUAUCAGUUGAAUGUCAUUGUGUACCUCCCAUCCAGUCUUGAUAGACAACAUGCUGUAAAUUCCUGUAAAGUGGAUACAUUUUGCAUGAUCUAGAAAAAAACUGCACUGCAUUGAUUGAUUGAACACCAGAAUUUGGCUCAUCUUCCUUAUUUUCACACAAGGUGCAAUGCACCCCCCCAAAGUGACCUCUGAUUGGGGGGAGGGGGGGGUGUGAAUUAAUAAAGCAUGCUAAUUGAACUCCUUGCAUGCCAUUUUACUGCAAAAACUUUUUUUUCCCAUAAAAUUCGGGGUCAUGCAAAUGGCUUAAAGUAGCCCCAAGGUACGCUGCACCUGCUCACAGCAACCUGCCAUAUCUGUCUCCCAUUUUUGUGCAAUCCUUUUGUUCCUGUUGCAAAUUUCAAGCUUUGAACCGCACUGAAUCGUUGGGGCCGUUUGCCCUGUAUGUGGAAAUUCAACUUAAAACGAUAAAAAUUAGCGGUGACAAAACCUCCCCCCCCCAAACUAUUUCACUGGUUGUUCAUUAACUCUCAGUUUACUUCACUAACAUGAGACCAAAAUGCUAUCCAUUUCACAGGGAUGCUUAUUUUCCUGCACUGCUAAAGAGAUCCUCUAUUAGAAAUAACGUCUUUAUUGUUUGGUUGUGGUCUCUCUUUACCUUUUGUUCUGGUAAUAGUACUUUCAAUGCAUGGUCACAUUUAUGAUUCAUAAUUUUUUGUUUAUGUUUUUUCUACAUUGAAUAGUGAAAAUCCAAUGUAAUCUUUCUGUAGUAAAGAUGUACCCUUGCUGUACUGAAAUCAUGUGCUGUAGCCAACACGUCUGCUCAUUGGAUGCUGCUUUUGUUCUUUUUAACCCUAUAUGGAGCAUGGAGGGCCUUGCCUUCAGUCUAUGUUGUUUAUUUUUGUUGCAUGGAUUUAUACUAUUAUUACAAACAAAGAAAAAAGGACACACAAAUUCCACAUAUACUAAUAAUUUUUUCAAUAAAGAAUCUAGUGUUUUUCCUAACCUUCAGUGUGCUUCUUGCUGAUUUCCAUUUAUUGUCCUUCCUCUCCCUUGUCCCUCCCCCCACCCACCCACCCACCCACCUCCUCUCCUGCUAUGACAAAGAUAGACGAUUUCCAUGCUUCCUCCAUCCCAGGGCCUGAAUGAGUCUAUCUGCUGUCAUUCACGGAUCCCAUUUUAACCGGCAACAGCAACAACAGCAGCACAGCCAUGCUACCUCUUGCCGGCACUUCCAGCUAGGUCCUCAGGCCCCACUGCCCAUGGACUUCCCCAUGUCCCACCCAGGGCAGCCACAGUCAGGCAUGAACCCCCACCUGGCCCCACCUGGCCACCAGCAUAUCUCUUCACUUCAUCCGCCCCUCAACCCCCUGCCUUCACCUCAGUUCCAGGAUAUCCCCACCCCUCCCUUCCUACCUCAGGCAUUACACCAGCAAUACCUCCUCCAGCAGCAGAUCUUGGAGGCCCAGCAUCGGCACAUCCUGCCACCGUCCAGUAGACGCACCCCAGAGAGAGUCCCCCACCAACCCCACAGACUACGGCCAGGAUACGAGUUUGCGCCCCCGCUCCACGUCCCUCAGCCUGUGGUGCAGCAGCCCCGAUACCUGGCUGAGGGCACUGACUGGGAUCUGAGUGUUGAUGCUGGGCUGGCUCCACAUCAGUAUCAUAUCCACCCACUGCCGCAGCACUAUCAGCACUACUUGACCUCCCCCAGGAUGCACCACUUCCCCAGAAACAAUGCCUCAACGCAAGUGGUUGUCCAUGAGAUCAGAAACUACCCCUACCCCCAGUUGCAUUUGCUGGCACUGCAGAGUCUCAACCCCUCCCGCCACGCAUCUGCUGUGAGGGAAAGCUACGAGGAGCUCCUGCAGCUGGAGGACAGGCUGGGCAGCGUAAACCGCGGAGCAAUUCAAUCCACCAUAGAGAGAUUCACUUUUCCACACAAGUAUAAAAAGAGAAUACCCCAGGACCUGAAGAUGUGCCUGGAUGACGAGGAGCUGGAUACUGAUGAAAAAUGCACCAUUUGUCUUUCAAUGCUGGAAGAUGGAGAGGACGUCAGGAGAUUACCCUGCAUGCACCUCUUUCACCAGGCGUGCGUUGACCAGUGGUUGGCCACCAGCAGGAAGUGCCCCAUCUGCAGAGUGGACAUUGAGACCCAGCUGACCCCCGACAGCUGAUAGCCCCCCCGACGUCAGUUCCCGCGGCUUCGGAUCUGGUCUCGUUAAUUCUCCCAUCGCCUCCCUCCGGGGUGUGGGUAGGGGGGGGAGGAGGAGCUCUGCCAAACACCUCUCUUCCCCUCUGCAUCGCUCAAAGAGUCUGCCUUCUGAGACGGCUGUGACGGGGUGGCGCGGGGGGGAAAUCAACAAAGCACACUCGCCUACAACGCAAC